CAAGGCCGAUCUUCAGCUGUCCGUGCCUUCAAGGUCCCGUCGCGCAAUUCGCGGUUGCAUUAAACUCUCACCCACAUUCCACCAUUUCGACGCUACCGAGACAAACACACUUCAGGAAUUUCAUCGCACGAACAACUAGGGAAUGAUUGCAAACCUCAACCGACCUGAAAUAGUCCAGCGGCUCUCAGCGACGAUACCCUCGCCAUAGCAUGGCCGACAACCCAGAAGAGCCAUCGCAAAAUGCGCUGGCCUCAACGUUCCCCAACCCGCCGCCGUUCUGGAGAGACUUUACCCCGGAAAACGUCGCUAGGAUAGAAGAGCUGCGGAAAACACAAGCAGAAAAGGAUGGCAUCGCUGUCAAGAACUUGCCAGCCCGCAUACCAGAUGUUCCCGAAAGCCUCAUGAAUCUCCAACCUCCGGCUGAGCCGCCAGCAGGAACAUGGAAAGUCUUGGGCGGAAACUAUACGCUCGACGACAAGCUUCCUUCUCUCGAGGAAGGUGAAAUCAAGCGAUUGGUACCGGCGCAUUCGGAGGAGAAGGACGGGAAGCAUCUCGAUCGAGCAUUCGAGCUCAAGAAAAUGGCCAAGUCUCUGCUUCUUAACUUUCUCGAGCUCGUUGCCGUCAUGGCUACGGUGCCUGACGACGCUGCUGCGAAAAUUGAAGAUUUGCGCACCCUCUUCAUCAACUUCCACCACGUCUUGAACGAAUACCGACCCCAUCAAGCUCGCGAAUCGGCUAUUGCGCUGAUGCAAUCCAAUCUCGAUCGUACAAGAGCGGAGACAGCUGCGAUUCGAGCCCAGGUUGACAAGGCCAAGCGAGUUCUCGAGGGCUUAGGAAGCCUUGAUACACCCAAAGCACCGGACAUUACCAGCUCAGUCAUUGAUGGCGAGCUGACUGGUAAAGAAGCGGAGACUUUUGCCAAGGCAAGAGAACAAGAAGUAUGGGGAGAGGCGGAUGCUUUGUUUCUUUAGCAAGGGAACGAGAUAUCAGCUGCUACGUGGGAAGAUAGCUUCAGGGCCCUCUCUCCGUGGGUCUUUGAGCAUCCUGGGGUCUGAAUACACGGAUUGGUCAGCAGGGUGAUGGCAGUGAUGAGCAAAGUUUCGUAGUGUUUUUGGCAAGCAUUGAUACCCAAUUUCAUACCCGACUAGACUAGGGAUGAGCCACGAAAAACGGGCGUCGACCAGACAAGGCAAUGCAGAAGGAGAUGGUCCCGCAACAUGAUAUUGGAUCAGACGACGAAGUAGGUGCUCUUCACGGGGUUUGCAAGGGGCAAACAGCCUUGGAGUCAACGACGUAGACGAUAGAAUAGCCACAAAGGCAAAUCAUGAAUUCAUGCUACACUGGAAUAGCACCAGCGUCAAAGAUAUCAAAAGCAGCAAACGGUACCAAUCCUCCACAGCGUCGCUACAUUCCGCCCUCCAGGAAGGUCCCAAACUCAAGCCAAAUUGUACUUCUGUUUCUGCCGCAGCGGAAUUCCCUUACAUGACGGUGCAGGGAAUGGGGAUGCAGCAGCACUCGUAUCCGUCGCACUCGAUGCACUUUGUCUUGCCGCCUGUGGCCUCGGCGGGCUUGACGAUGCUGUCGAUGAUGGAGGUGGCGGCGCUGCCGGGGCCGUUGCGGUUGAUGAGGCCGGAGGAAGCUGAGCCGCAAGCCAUUGUGAUUGCAGUUGGUGAUGGAAGAGCUUGGUAGUAGUAGGUAGAUGGGAAUCUACGAUGUUGUUCGUUGCUAAAGAUCUUAACUGUUGUUCAGCUAGACGCGCAUGUGACGUCACGGCUGGCGCUCUCUUACGAAUACUCACAGAUGACUACGUAGCAAUUGAAGCAACGGUUGGAUGGUUGAACCAGUUGAGCUUGAAGAUGUCGAAAGAAGGUUGAAACGGUUCAAGUAAUUUUAGAUUGAACAAUGGAUGUCUGUC
Molecule: messenger RNA, 1915 nt
Organism: Colletotrichum scovillei
Lineage: Eukaryota; Fungi; Ascomycota; Sordariomycetes; Glomerellales; Glomerellaceae
Exons: 3
Coding region: 210-971 (253 amino acids)
Biological process (GO): regulation of transcription by RNA polymerase II
Cellular component (GO): core mediator complex; mediator complex
Molecular function (GO): transcription coregulator activity
Source: RefSeq, a predicted model, not a curated record